AAGCAGAUAAGAUGGAAGAGGAAGUUGCUCAACUUCUGAUGAGGAUUUUCCUUUCUAGAGGAACGAGGAGAAUUAGAAAGCAAGAGAGAUGGCGGGAGCUUCCAUAUCUUCUUCUUGUUGGAGCUUAACUGCAAAAUUCAAAACCCUUUCUCUCAAUCCUUCUCACCCAAAUGCUGCUGCUUUCAAUCCCCUAAGCUUUUCUGCUAACACUUCGGUCAAUCUCUUCUCAAAAGGGUUUGUUUCAAUGACUCAUCUGCAGAGGCCGUCACGUCCUUCCAUUGUUUGCGAAGCUGCUCCAACGAAAAAAGCAGAUUCAGCUGCCAAAAGGGCACGCCAAGCUGAGAAGAGGCGAAUUUACAACAAAGCUCGAAAAUCUGAGGUCAAAACUCGGAUGAAGAAGGUUUUGGAAGAAUUGGACAUGCUGAGGAAGAAACCAGAUGCACAGCCAGAGGAAGUUCUUACUAUCGAAAAAUUGAUUGCAGAGGCAUAUUCAGUAAUUGACAAAGCAGUCAAAGUAGGAACACUUCACAGGAAUACUGGAGCAAGAAGGAAAUCACGGCUUGCAAGAAGAAAGAAAGCAGUUGAGAUCCAUCAUGGCUGGUAUGUACCAACUCCAGCCACUGAACCUGCUUCUGCAGCCACAGUUUAGCCUCUUCCUUGUUGAAUGUAAAGCAGCGACAACUUGAGUAAUCAGCUACCUAGAGUAUGAUUAAUUAUUCACUUUUUAUAUAAUAUAUCACCUUGUUUGUGCAAUCAUUGUUCUCUUCUGCUGUAGCACUGAAAUCAGCAAUGUGAUUUUAUUUGUUAAGACACUUAAGCAUGUUUCAACUA
Molecule: messenger RNA, 831 nt
Organism: Nicotiana attenuata
Lineage: Eukaryota; Viridiplantae; Streptophyta; Magnoliopsida; Solanales; Solanaceae
Product: 30S ribosomal protein S20, chloroplastic-like
Exons: 3
Coding region: 89-649 (186 amino acids)
Biological process (GO): translation
Cellular component (GO): ribosome; small ribosomal subunit
Molecular function (GO): structural constituent of ribosome; small ribosomal subunit rRNA binding
Source: RefSeq, a predicted model, not a curated record